Messenger RNA from Heterostelium album PN500, 2982 nucleotides. RefSeq lists its product as uncharacterized. Gene Ontology annotation, molecular function: small GTPase binding. The transcript is spliced from 6 exons. Gene Ontology annotation, biological process: protein import into nucleus. Lineage: Eukaryota; Evosea; Eumycetozoa; Acytosteliales; Acytosteliaceae. Gene Ontology annotation, cellular component: nuclear envelope; cytosol. The coding region runs from base 1 to 2982 and encodes 993 amino acids. The record is from RefSeq and is a predicted model, not a curated record.
AUGAAUUUCACAAAGGAACAGUUGUGUGGAUUGCUUUCAAAUGUGUUGUCGGCAGACACCGAACUAUUGAGAGUGACAGAACAGCAGAUCAAACAGCUAAACGAUGUCCAAGGAUUCACAGGUGCACUGAUAGCGCUACUCUUUGACAACAAUGUCUCGCAACUAGUACAAUACGUUGCAACCAUAGUAUUAAAGAAUCAUAUUCAAUCGAUUUGGAGAAAGAAAAACAAUUCAAUUAUAACCGAUCAGGAAAAAGAAGUAUAUAGAUCACAGUUUAUUGAAUUGUUGACAAAGUUUGAUCAUCAAGGUCAGAAUGCAAAGAUCAGUGCACAUCUCGCUAUCAUCAUCUCUCAGAUUGCAAGAGUCGACUUUCCCGCACAUUGGCCAACACUCUUCAACUCAUUGUUGAAUCUCUAUGAGAAUGGAAAUGACACUAUCAAAAAGAGUGCACUCACCACAAUAAAAGCAGUGGUCAAUGAAUUGGCAUCACGCAGAUUCCAACCUGAUAGACAAUCAUAUUAUCAACUGUUGGAUGGUGUUAAGAGCAGUGGUCAACAGCUACAACAGCAGCAAUUGGAGAUGUUUAUACAAACUCAUUUGAAUUCAUUGGAGUUGCUGGUAUUGGUAUCGAAGAUAUUGAGACGUGUCAUUGUCAAUGGCUAUACACAAUAUCAAGAGACACCAGAGAUUGUCGAUCAUUUCGAUCUACUAUUCACUCUACUUCCACAGCUACAUCUAUUCCGUGAGCUCAUUCAACUCUUACCAUCGGAUCACCCAUUCACCCAAAACUACGAUCAACUAAUAACAGUUAAUCAAAAGAUAUUGGUUAAAACACAAACACAAAAUCCAUUAUCUUUUAUUGAUUUCCUACCGAAAUCAUUGGUCUAUUUCAAUCAACAGAUUAUUAGUUUCAAUCAUGCAAAAGCUGGUGUUCAUGUGUUCAAGAAGAGUUUGGUGCAAUCGCUUACUUUCUUGAAGGAUGUCGUCGAUUGUACUAGCUAUCAAAGCGAUAUGAUCUACGAUGAGAAUGAAGAUGAAGUCACUCCGAUGUCGAGUUUGGCUGCCAAACACUCGAUUGCCACCGUGAUGACACCGACCAUCAAAGCACAGCAAUCGAUUCACCAGUUCUUUAGUAAUGAGGUGCUGAGUGAGUUGCUGCGUGCACUCGUCUCGAACUACCUGAUUCUCAACGGCGACGAACUCGCUCAGUGGCAAGAGGAUCCCGAGCAAUUCAUCAACGACAUCGAUAGCGGUGCCGAGACCAACGCCUACGAGAUGAAACCGUGUUCCUACUCGCUGUUCAUCCUGUUGAUGCGACACUUUCACGAGAUCGGUGUGAGGACGGUGCUUGAGAUGCUCAACUACGUGACGAGUGGACACAUGACAGUCGACGGUAACCAGCAGCAGCAGCUGAGCACCGAGCAGAUUCUCCUGAAGGAAGCGUGCUACAUGACUGUCGGUCUUGGAUACUACGACCUCUACGAUAAUGUUAGCUUCGAACAGCUAUUCUCCAAUGUCUUUAUGAAGGAGUUACAGAUGCAAGACAAACGAUACAACAUCAUUAGACGUCGUGUCUGUUGGUUGGUCGGUUAUUGGAUUCCAAAGAUUCCAGUCAACUUGAAACCAUUCAUUAUCAAUCUAGUAUUGGAGUUGACAUCGAACGAUGAUUUAGUCAUUGCACUAACAGCACAAGAGUCAUUAAGAUCAUAUAUCGAUGACUAUCAAACAGAAUUAGAAGAUUUUGUUCCAUACGCAGAUAGAACAUUGUUAUCUAUUUUUAAUCUAUCGAAAAGAGUCACAAAUGUAGAUAUCAAAUGUAAAUUAUUAGAAACAUUAGGUUCUGUUUACAUUAAAAUAAAUGAAAAAAUUAAACCAUUUGGAAAUAAUAUAAUGACAUUGGUAUCUGAUAUGUGGAGUAAUGGUGAAGCUCCACAUCAUUUGAAGAGUGCCAUUGUUAGAAAUCUGACGUUGUUCCUUCAGGCUUUGAAUAACGAUGCCACUGAAUUCUAUGGAUUCCUAUUGCCGGUGAUCGAACAAUCGACUACUCCCGAUACGGAGGAAUCGAUUUACCUCAUUGAAGACGCUCUCGAGCUGUGGCACGCUCUCAUUGUGCGAGCCAAAGAAUUUUCGGAGCCGUUGCUCAAGUUGUUUGGCAACUUGUUGGCCAUCAUUCAAAAGACAUUCGAACACAACGAGAUGGCACUAAAGAUAUUGGAUGCCUAUAUUCUCAUCGGUGGAAAACAGUUGUUUGUCAUCUACGGUGAGCAGAUUGUCAAGAUCAUAUUGAUGCUACUCGGUGACAUCAAAGACGAGAGUUUGCUCUCAACAAUGCGACCAAUCGAUCGUGUACUUCAAGUGUAUCCAGUGGAGGGAGCAGUAUUAUUACAACCGGUAUUUAUCAAGUUGAAUUGUCUUAUCAAUGGAAUCAACGGUGGUGGCGGCGGUGGUGACGAAGAGAAUGAUCAAGUUCAAGAGACAGAACUGGCAAUCGUUCACUAUUUCAAUAUAUUCGCUCGGUUGAUUGCGAUGAAUCCACUUGGAUUCUUUGCUUUUAUGGAUAAGUACGGUGUUGCCUAUCGUCCUUUCUUUGACGGUUGGUUCGACCGUAUCGAUUCGAUCGGUACCUCGGAGGCACGCAAACUCACAGCGGUUGCACUCUCCAAUUUGCUGGCAGUGCAACGAACGGAAGUAGCCGAGCUCAUUUCACCUAUUGUCACCAUUGUUGUUGGUCUUCGUGCAGACAUCGAUCCAAUCGACCUUUCACUGAUCAGUUUCUCCGAGGAUGGACUGGUAUUGCCCGAAACCAGCUUGGUAGACAUUAACCUCAAGAUCGUGUCGUCUCACGACCCAGUCAACACAGUCGAUAUGUCAACCUAUCUAAUCAACAAAAUGAAAGAAUCAUCUACAAUACAUCAAUCGUUCAACCAACAAAUCCAACAAAUUCAUCCAACCGUUUUACAACUUGCAUUUCCACAACAAUGA